This is a messenger RNA of Cantharellus anzutake, 1674 nucleotides long. RefSeq lists its product as uncharacterized. The transcript is spliced from 10 exons. Bases 1 to 1674 code for a protein of 557 amino acids. Gene Ontology annotation, molecular function: dolichol kinase activity. Gene Ontology annotation, cellular component: endoplasmic reticulum membrane. Lineage: Eukaryota; Fungi; Basidiomycota; Agaricomycetes; Cantharellales; Hydnaceae. The record is from RefSeq and is a predicted model, not a curated record. Gene Ontology annotation, biological process: dolichyl monophosphate biosynthetic process.
AUGACGGAUGCCAGGGAUUAUCGCACGAACGCCGAUAACGGGUCGCUCACCGCAUUACUGGUUGUUCCGGCUGUUGCGGGUAGCAUGUUACUUCUGGCAAUCAGGAUGCAGCGCAACCAAACACCUCUGGCUUCUUCCCAGUGGCUCGUGGAGCCUCCAAUAAAUACAGGAAUCGAGCCUGGUCCUUUGCGCUCCCUGGUUCAUUCCCGACAUUACCUUGUCCAAUUGUCUACAUUCUGCUCGUUUCUUAUGCUUCUCCACAUCCUUCUAUCGUCCUUUUGGCAUGCCAUCUGCGCUCGAGUCCUCUAUAGGCCUACGAUUCCUAGUGAAGGAAAGCGGACGGUCUACUUUUUCACAUGUGCAAUUACGAUAACCAUAGCCAUUUUGGGACUCCGCUAUCUCACACACCUAGACCUUACGUUCAUAUCAUUGUGCUAUCAAUUCACUCUGUAUCUUUUAAUACGCCUUGCGAGGGGCGGCUUCACGCUCGGUGAAGUGGGUGUUGUCGCCCAAGCAUCAACAGCUCUCUUCACAGAGACAAUAAAUUUGACGUUGUAUCAUCAUGGUCCCGUUAAGAUUUGGCCACGACAAUACCCCAUCAUUCGUACUUUCCGGUUACCUGGCCCACUUCUUAUCUUCCAAUUGGCUCUUGUUCCUGGAGCGCUACUCUCGGGUGCUCUUCUCUCCCCACUCCUCGUACUCUCACGCAUCAACGCCCAAAAACCGUCACGGCGGCUUCGAUUUCCACACCAAAGAGAGCUUCAGCGGCGUAUUUUGGCAUUUGGAUUUUACAUCGGAGUAGGCGCCAUUGUGAUUGGGCCCGUUGGGGGAUGGACGCGUUGGUGUCUUUCUGGUCGGGACCCAUGGCUCUGGGUCAUCUUUUGGCUCAGGGAAGGUAAGGGCAAAUGGAGCCGCCCCGCACUUGUCGCGUUUUGGGUGCUGUCUAUCCUGCUGCUUGUGCAAGGCAAAAAGAGCCGAUUAUUACAUUCCAAGGAGCCUUCAUUGGGGGUCGGAGACGAUGGGAGUGGGAUUGCGCCGCAAUCGAGGGCUGCUGGAUUAAGGAUAUCAUUCCUUGGAUUGAAUGGGAGGCGGAAGUUUUUCCACGCUCUGGCCGUUGUGAUGUUUAUUCCCGGCAUUGUCCUUGAUCCGGCGUUUACCCAUCUGGCGUUCAGUGUCGCGUUCUCUUCGUUCAUCUUUGCGGAAUACGUGAGAUACUUUGCUCUGUAUCCGUUUGGCGCCUCCGUACAUUUGUUCUUGAGCGAGUUCCUAGACGAGAAGGACAGCGGUUCCGCCAUCUUGAGUCACUUCUAUUUGUUGACAGGCUGCGCCGGUCCGUUAUGGCUUGAAGGGUCAUCUCGCCUGUUGAAUUGCACCGGUGUAUUUAUUCUUGGUGUUGGUGAUGCGCUGGCAUCGAUUGCGGGGAAACGUUGGGGAAAGCACCGGUGGUCAGAAAAUUCUCCCAAAACAAUCGAAGGCACAAUCGCGUUCUGGCUUGGAGCUCUAGGCUUUCCCCUGGCUCUGUCGACAUUGGGGAUUGUCGAACGUUUCUCCGGAUGGCGAUACACGAUUGCCGCCCUUAUGUCGGCGUGCCUCGAGGCAUUUUCGAUGCAGAAUGAUAACUUGUUAUUGCCUAUUUAUAGUUGGAGUUUGUUGGUAGCGAUAGAUGUUGGAUGA